UGGGCGGGGCCCCUGGCGGUGUCGCGUGCUGAGUGCCGAGCCCGCUGUGCUGUGGGCUGUCAGACGGGGGAAGCCCGUGUUCCAGCCCUGCCUGGGUUACCAAUCGGGCAGCUGGUUUGAGCAGCAGCACAGCGGUUACUCCCUCUCUGGCUAUGACUACGGCUGUGCAGCAGAGAGAGAUGGACACAACCUUUCUGUGCGUGAGACCUCCGGAUGCCCAGCUGCAAGUCUGGUCACACCUAAGGAAAGCACGGCUCUGGCAGAAAAGCAAGAUGAAAACCCACUGGAAGUUACAGGCAAGAAAAAUAGAAGAGACUCUCAGAGAGAACACCUUUGCCAGUUUCUUACCACCUGCCUGUGUUAUCACAUGGCCAUCUGAUGGUUUCCUCCACCCCCAGGGGACCCCCACAAGACCAAUCCCCCCCCCACUGCCUCGUGACUGCAUCAAAGAUCCAGAUCUUCAUUUGAAUAUUGAAGAACUGAACAAGGAGUUUAUGGUAAAAAGUGAGGAACUCUAUGACUCUCUCAUGAGUUGCCACUGGCAGCCUUUGGAUACGGUUCAUUCUAAAAUCCCAGAUGAGACCCCCAAAGAAGCAUGAUGCUCAUGAAGCUACCCAACUGUCAGAUCAAUUGCAUCUUGUUUUGUUGGGGUUUUUGUUUGUUUGUUUGCUUUUGUUUUUGUUUUGCUAAGACAAAAAGAAAUCUGUCAGGAAUGUACUCGAUGCUAUAUGUAAAUACAAAUCACCAGGACUUAAAUGUGACUGACAUGAUAGAAUGUAAUGUAAAUAAA
Molecule: messenger RNA, 790 nt
Organism: Prionailurus viverrinus (fishing cat)
Lineage: Eukaryota; Metazoa; Chordata; Mammalia; Carnivora; Felidae
Gene: CB2H6orf52
Product: chromosome B2 C6orf52 homolog
Exons: 5
Coding region: 153-599 (148 amino acids)
Biological process (GO): selenocysteine incorporation
Cellular component (GO): nucleus
Molecular function (GO): tRNA binding
Source: RefSeq, a predicted model, not a curated record